This is a messenger RNA of Cydia pomonella (codling moth), 6306 nucleotides long. It is a transcript of the gene dsd, whose product is annotated as attractin-like protein 1. Gene Ontology annotation, molecular function: protein binding. NCBI's taxonomy places the organism in Eukaryota, Metazoa, Arthropoda, Insecta, Lepidoptera, Tortricidae. The record is from RefSeq and is a predicted model, not a curated record. Bases 741 to 4511 code for a protein of 1256 amino acids. Gene Ontology annotation, cellular component: Golgi apparatus. The transcript has 28 exons.
ACAUAAUUUUGAACUGUUCCUACGUGAGGCGCCAUCUUGUGAGAGCAGGCUGCACUUGUCAAUUAGUACUUGAAGCAAUAAUAUUUUAAGACACUGACUUGGAAGUGAAACUUUCAUAAAGUCAUUAAUUUUAUCUAUAGUACGCAUUUAUUAUUGGAUUAACAAUGAUUUGGUUUUUUCUUCAUGUUUUAGUUUUUAUUAAUUAAGAUUUUUUAGUUGUGUUUUGGUUAGGAAAACACAACCAUAAACUGGCAGCACCGAAAUGUCAACUGUAGUAUUGCCAUUACAAAAUAACUGUUUUGUAGCUGGGUAAAAAUUAAGAUGCUUUCUUUGUAGUUAUUAAAUUGAAUCUGCAGUGUAUUGCUACGAAAUCAUAAAAAGGACACGGUUUUAGUACUUAGGUGUAAAAAAAUGUUUCUGUUGUAAUUACAAUAUUGUAUUUACUAUCAAAAUGUAAAGACAAUAUUAAGGCAGAAAUAAACUUAAAUAACUAAGUGUUUUAGCAACGUAGCACAGUCAAUUCCUUUCUUUAAUUUACUUGUUUUUUUGUUAUUUAACUAACGUUUCAUUUUACUUUAAAGAGUUUGAUUUGGGAACUGACACUCAAAUGACAGGAACGUUUUGGGGUAAAGUCAAUUUGCGCAUGACAACCCCAUACCUAGUACCGUACGAAAACUACACGACAUAGGACCCGCUUUACGUCCGCGCUAACAAAACUCGUUGAAAAUGCUUACAUCAAAAUGGUAGAGUCGCAACAAAUGUUCUUAUUCCUGUUUAAAUCUAAAUACAGACGAAAAUUCUCAUGGUUCUCGCCGUUCCUGUGUUCAGUACUCAUAGUGUUAUUGUUUUGCAAUGAUGCUCUCGCUAGGUGUAGUAACCAUAACUGCAUAAAUGGAGACUGUAAAAACGAAACCUGUGUGUGUAGAGAGGGCUGGCAAGGUCCAGAAUGCCAGUACUGCGGAGGGAAAAUCAAUCUCACAGACACCUUCGGCUUCAUAACCGACGGCCCCGGAAAUUAUAGCGUGAGCACACAAUGCACGUGGCUAGUGGCGCCACCUCGCCUGGGCCCGUCGCCGCCGGCGGUUCGUAUCCGACUGGAGUCCUUCGCCACGGAGUGCGGGUGGGAUCAUCUCUAUGUGUAUGACGGAGACAGCGUUCGCGCUGUAAGACUGCUGGCCAUUUUUAGUGGCGUCAUGGAGCCUGGUGAAUCCGGUUGGACGCGGCAAGUGAUUGCGCGAUCUGGCAGCGCUUUACUGCACUUCUUCUCUGACGAUGCCUUCGCGAUGGAGGGAUUCAACGUCACCUACGCGGCGUACUCCUGUCCGUCGGAUGACCAUAGGACAAAUUGUAGCAACCAUGGCGAAUGCGACGAAGGCACAUGUCGGUGCAAUCCGGGAUGGAUUGGAGUAGCAUGCGAUCAACCGAUUUGUCCAGAUAACUGUAACGAAGCGUACGGUGGCGGGACUUGCACCCCUAAAGGAUGCGUUUGCACCCCCCAACGUUCCGGGGAGGACUGCAGUCGAGACGUAUCCACUGCUGGCUGGAGGUGGCUUUGGAAAGAACCAGGAGAAGGGGUGGACGAAGAAGCCGCGCCGGCCGUGGCGGGGCACGUGCUGGUGCAGAGGGGGGGAGAAAUAUUGAGGGUGGGGGGUGAGAGUUUUGGACAGGCUGACUUUCUUUAUAGGUAUAAAGUCGCAGAGAACAAAUGGGAGCCGGUGGUGACGCUGGGCGCCGCGCCGGCGCCGCGCCUCGCGCACUCGGCCGCGCUGAGCGGCGCCGAGCUCGUCGUGUACGGCGGCGUCGUCGCGGCCGGCGACGCGGAGAGGGGCGGUGAACUUGCUGGCCGAGAAGGUCGAGCAGGGGAAGUCACCAAUGAAGUUUGGCGACUAAACUUAGCUGCGCCAAUACUUCAAUGGGUGAAUGCUACUCCUACUAUAUGUGGGAACAGGCCUGCGCCCAUGAAACAUUGUGGCGGCCUAGCCGUGUCGGGUCACACGGCGGUGGUGGUCCGAUACAAUGACAAGCCGGUGAUGCUCGUUUUCUUCGGGCACUCGCCGCACUAUGGCUAUCUUCACUUGGUACAGGAGUACCACAUAGAAGAAGGCGUGUGGGUGUCGGCCCCAACAGUGGGCUGGGCGGCGCGCGGGGGCUUCGGGCACUCGGCGGUCUUAGACCCGCUGUCCGACCGCGUGUUCGUGCACGGCGGCCUCGUGUCGCAGAGCGAGGCGGCGCAGGCGCCGUCAGCUGCUCUGUAUGAAUAUGAGUACAAGAGAAGAAUAUGGCGUCCGCUGCCCUCCGCGCCCACGCCUAGAUAUCUACAUUCCGCCAUUAUUUUAUCGCCAGGUAUUAUGCUAGUCUUUGGCGGCAACGCACACAACGACAGUGCAGCGGCCGCCGUCAGUAACCCUGCCGGCUCCCAGUGCUACUCGGCCGGCGCUCUUAUAUAUGAUAUAAGGUGCUCGACGUGGCGCACGGUGCCGACGCCGCCGGGCGCGGCGCGCGCGGCGCACGCGGCGGCGCUGCUGCCCCUGUCCGCCGCGCGCCGCCCCACCGCGCUCUUCUACGGCGGUUUCGACGGCCGCCUCCGUUCAGACGCGCUUCUCUUCGAGGCGGGCUCCCCUUGUUCUUCCCACACGAGCGAGUUAGCGUGCUUAGCGAACGCGCACCAUGCGUGCCGUGCAUGCGCGUGGAACUCGCACGAACGCACAUGCGUGCCGUUGGAGACGGCUGGCUGGAACCAGUCAUUCGACGGGACGAUGAAAGCUUGCAUGAACGAACCUGUGAGAGACGUUCACCGCUGCCGCUCGGCCAACAGCUGCGCGGCGUGCACGGCCGCGGGCUGCGCGUGGUGCGGCUCGUGUCAGCCUGAACCUCAGCUUUGUAGUCGACUCUGGCCUAAGAUGGCGCUAAUGGUAGACGAGUGCGCAAGCACAGGGGAGCUGGCCAGAGACGCUUGCGCGCGGUACCAUUCGUGCGCUGCGUGCCACGCACAUCAGCAACACCACCACUACUUAUCUGUACAUUCGAGCUCAGAAGAGCGGUCAUGCUAUUGGGAUUAUGAAUCUAUCAAAUGCAAGCCGGCUAACUCAUCUGACGACAUCAGGAGCGUGGCAGCCGCCGGUCCGUGCACGGCCCCGUGUGCGACGUUUCAUACGUGCUCAAAUUGCACGUCGGAAGAGUGCAUAUGGUGUGCCUCGACUGGGCGUUGCGUUGAUAAGAACGCAUACGGCGCGUCGUUCCCGUUGGGCGGGUGCCGGCUGUGGUCGACGUCGAGCGUGUCGGGCGGCUGCGGCGCGGCGGGCGCGGCGCGCGCGGGCUGCGCGCGGCACGUGUCGUGCGCCGCGUGCCGCGCCGAGCCCGCGUGCGGCUGGUGCGACGACGCCGCGCGCCCGCCCACCGGCCGCGGCGUGUGCCUGCCCGGCGGCGCGCGCCGCCCGCACGAGCCGCACGUCUGCGAGACUUCCAGGUGGUUCUUCACCGACUGCCCCCGCUGCCAAUGCAACGGGCACUCCACCUGCGACGAGAGGGAGGGAGACAAAUGCAUACAGCCCUGCGGCGCUAGAGCAGUAGGGCUACAUUGCGACACUUGCGCGCCGGGACAUUAUGGCGACCCGCUCAACGGAGGCACUUGCAAACCGUGCGAAUGCAACGCGCAAGCCGUCGCUUGCGCACCAGACACAGGCCGUUGUUUCUGCAGUACCAAAGGCUUAGCCGGCGAGCGAUGCGACAAAUGCGACAACAGCAACCACUACCACGCCGACUUGUACAACAAGGGGGCUUGCUAUUAUGACUUAGCAGUAGACUACCAGUUCACCUUCAACCUCUCAAAAAAAGAAGACCGCCAUCUCUCCGCCAUAAACUUCCGGAACGCGCCCGUGAAAGCCGAUGUGGACGCGGACUUCAGCAUCACGUGCUCGGCGCACGCGCGCAUGAACCUCACGGUUAGGACGCGCUCCGAGCCGGGGGAGAGGACGCUGUUCGCGCACGUCAACUGCACCAACUUUAGAUACAAAUUCGCCAAAUCCGACCACGCCUUCGGCGUAGAAGACAACGUGACCCUGACCACGUUCUUCGUGUACGUGUACGAUUUCCGCCCGCCUCUGUGGAUACAAAUCUCGUUCUCGCAGUACCCGAAGUUGAAUCUGCAGCAGUUCUUCAUCACGUUCUCGUCGUGUUUCUUACUGUUGUUGCUGGUUGCUGCGGCUCUGUGGAAGAUUAAACAGAAAUACGACUUGUACAGAAGACGGCAGCGGCUCUUCGUGGAAAUGGAGCAGAUGGCGUCGCGGCCGUUCAGCCAAGUCUGUGUGGAGCUGGAGAAAGGAGGAGCAGGCGCCGGCGUGCCGGCGCCGGUGGCGCUGGAGCCGUGCCUGGGCUCGCGCGCCGCCGUGCUGUCGCUGCUGGUGCGCCUGCCCACCGGCGGCACCGGCCGCGCGCCGCCGCUCGGCGGCCUGGCCGUGGCCUCCGCGCUCGUCACGCUGGGCCACCACGCCGACCACAAGGCGCGCCGCUGACCGUGCGUCCCUCUCCCUCCUUGUCAGGUUACCGACCGGCGGCACUGGGCGGCCUGGCCGUGGCCUCCGCGCUCGUCACGCUGGGCCACCACGCCGACCACAAGGCGCGCCGCUGACCGUGCGUCCCUCUCCCUCCUUGUCAGGUUACCGACCGGCGGCACUGGGCGGCCUGGCCGUGGCCUCCGCGCUCGUCACGCUGGGCCACCACGCCGACCACAAGGCGCGCCGCUGACCGUGCGUCCCUCUCCCUCCUUGUCAGGUUACCGACCGGCGGCACUGGGCGGCCUGGCCGUGGCCUCCGCGCUCGUCACGCUGGGCCACCACGCCGACCACAAGGCGCGCCGCUGACCGUGCGUCCCUCUCCCUCCUUGUCAGGUUACCGACCGGCGGCACUGGGCGGCCUGGCCGUGGCCUCCGCGCUCGUCACGCUGGGCCACCACGCCGACCACAAGGCGCGCCGCUGACCGUGCGUCCCUCUCCCUCCUUGUCAGGUUACCGACCGGCGGCACUGGGCGGCCUGGCCGUGGCCUCCGCGCUCGUCACGCUGGGCCACCACGCCGACCACAAGGCGCGCCGCUGACCGUGCGUCCCUCUCCCUCCUUGUCAGGUUACCGACCGGCGGCACUGGGCGGCCUGGCCGUGGCCUCCGCGCUCGUCACGCUGGGCCACCACGCCGACCACAAGGCGCGCCGCUGACCGUGCGUCCCUCUCCCUCCUUGUCAGGUUACCGACCGGCGGCACUGGGCGGCCUGGCCGUGGCCUCCGCGCUCGUCACGCUGGGCCACCACGCCGACCACAAGGCGCGCCGCUGACCGUGCGUCCCUCUCCCUCCUUGUCAGGUUACCGACCGGCGGCACUGGGCGGCCUGGCCGUGGCCUCCGCGCUCGUCACGCUGGGCCACCACGCCGACCACAAGGCGCGCCGCUGACCGUGCGUCCCUCUCCCUCCUUGUCAGGUUACCGACCGGCGGCACUGGGCGGCCUGGCCGUGGCCUCCGCGCUCGUCACGCUGGGCCACCACGCCGACCACAAGGCGCGCCGCUGACCGUGCGUCCCUCUCCCUCCUUGUCAGGUUACCGACCGGCGGCACUGGGCGGCCUGGCCGUGGCCUCCGCGCUCGUCACGCUGGGCCACCACGCCGACCACAAGGCGCGCCGCUGACCAUCAACUGACACCAAUGUAUAUAACAAAUAUGUAAAUGGUGUAUAAAGUGAUCAAACAAUACUCAACAUCGAAUGUGUUGAAUUAAAGUGUUUCAAACGUCGCUGUGUUGACUUAACACAUUGAGUGCCGGGAACCCGCUUGGCGGGCGCUCUGUUCUUAGUCGCUUUCCCCUACAAAGCGGAAAAACGCUAGAAUCAGCUACGCUACGAAAACGUUGGCAGUGAAUGCGUUAAAAGUGUUACAUACCCCGUGCCGACUUGAAAGUGUUAUAAACCAAGUGAAAUGACAUUGAAAAAGUGAUAUGUAGACAACAGUUUUAGAUUAGCGUGCUUUUGGUAAGUUACAUUGCAAACAGAUACGUAGCAUUUGCAUACUAUUGACGCAGCCUAUGGACGCUUGCUUCACUGGUAAGCGCGUUGCCGACCCGUUAAUCAUACAAGCGUUGAUAAAAAUUGACAAACUUAGAAAGAAAUUUAAUGUGAAUUUGUUUCAAUAUUGUGCAAAUGCUCAAUGAUUCGAAGUCAAUGUAUAUAGAUUACUGUCAUGAGUUAUUUAUUUGAUACCUGGUUUUUAUUAUCCUCUAUUAUAUUUUUUUAAGCUUGCUCAAUUAUGUUUUUAAUAUAAUUUUUAUU